Messenger RNA from Monomorium pharaonis (pharaoh ant), 1416 nucleotides. RefSeq lists its product as uncharacterized. The record is from RefSeq and is a predicted model, not a curated record. Bases 1 to 1416 code for a protein of 471 amino acids. Lineage: Eukaryota; Metazoa; Arthropoda; Insecta; Hymenoptera; Formicidae. The transcript has a single exon.
AUGUACGAUUGUUACACGACGCAAGUGCGUGCCGCCGACGGAUUCACGGCGCCCAUCCGUAUUCGCUCGGGCGUCAAGCAGGGUUGUCCGUUAAGCCCCAUUGUUUUUAACAUCGCCAUCGACUCGGUGUUGCGUGCAACCACCGAGUUCAAUGACGAAUAUCGGCUUCACGGUCACCGGUGGAGCACAUUGGCUUAUGCGGAUGACAUUGCACUCCUGUCAUCGACGCCCGAGAGAAUGCGGGGACUGCUCAAUGCAGUGGAAACGGAGGCAGCGUCGGUAGGGUUGCGGUUCAACCCUGCCAAAUGUACCACCCUGCACAUCGGUGUGGGCAAUGGCGGCAGGGUCCUGCCGACAUCAUUCAGGAUCCAGGGCCAACCGAUACGUCCGCUGUUAGAGGGUGAAUCCUGCGAACACUUCGGGGUUCCAACGGGAUUCUCCGCCGACCAGACGCUCUACGCCACUGUCGGGGACAUCGUCUCUGACCUCCAGGCAGUUGACCGUUCUCUCCUCGCUCCGUGGCAGAAAUUUGAUGUUAUGGCAACGUUCAUCCUGCCCCGUUUGGAUUUUCUGCUGCUGGGAGCCAGGGUAUUGAAGCGUCCUCUCACGGCCAUAGACAAAACCAUCCGUCAUUACGUGAAAUCCUGGAUGAAUCUCCCUCAGCGAGCGAGUGCGGAGGGCGUCUACAUGCCACCCAAAUGGGAGGGGGAUGGACUCCUGCCGCUCUCAGAUCUCGCUGACGUCUUGUUUAUCGCUCACGUUUUCCGUAUGCUUACAGUGCGUAACGCGGCGGUCAGGACGUUGACGUGGGAAUCAUUGAGGGAAAUGGUUCGUCGCACGAUCGGUCACGUCCCUAGUUGCGAGGAUAUCGCCAGUUUCCUCUCUAGCUCGCUGGAGGGGAAUCUGAGGGACGGAGGGGAGGUUUUGCUCUGGUCGAGGGCUCGGAACGCCGCAAGGAGACAGUCGGAGAGGUUGUUGCUGCGAUGGCGGUGGGUCGAUGAGAUGGAGGAGAUGAUAUUGGAAUGCCGAGGUCCCAGAGGAGCGGCGAUUAAGAUUCCGCCUGGAGCGCGCGGCCUGAUUGUGGGUCGGUUGCGCUCAGCUGUAGCAGAGCACUGCGCGAGUACUCUACUCGCUAAGAAGGACCACGGAAAGGUCUUCAAGGUGUCGUCGCGGUGCCGAGUGAGCCAUCAUUUUAUCCGCGGCGGCAGCUUCACUCGCUUCGCCAACUGGCGCUUUAUACAUAAGGCCCAUCUAGACGUUUUGCCCCUCAACGGCGAACGGCGUUGGGGGGAAGGAGACAAGCGCUGUCGGCGAUGCGGUGAAGUAUCGGAGACACUUCCCCAUGUGCUUUGCCACUGCGGUGUCCACUUUGCCGCAAUACAAAUGAGGCACAACGCUGCAUUGCACCGCCUCUGA